GUCAUGACUAUGAGAGUAGCAUAUUCUAAACGUAAAUGAACAAAGGAAGCAUAUUCAGUUGAGAAAGCCAUGGCAAAACCGUUAGUUAGUAGGGUGUUUAAGUUUUAACUAUUUCAUUUCAUAACAAAGAAACCCUCUUAAGCUAAGUCAAAUCCUAUGUUCCAAAAAUAAAUAAAGAAAGAAAGAGAAAAAUAAAUUAUUAUAUAAACAAAUAGAGUAAGAGAUGAAUGAGGUGGCUUCUACGACGUCGUCUUCAAUGUUUCACAAUUACCCUCUCAUUUCCGCCAUUGUUGCUUUUGCCAUAGCACAAUCCAUCAAGUUUUUCACAGCCUGGUACAAGGAAAGAAGAUGGGAUCCCAAGCAACUUGUUGGAUCUGGUGGAAUGCCUUCAUCUCAUUCAGCUACUGUCACUGCUCUUGCUGCAUCAAUUGGCUUCCAUGAAGGUUUUGGAGGACCUCUUUUUGCCACUGCAUUGGUUCUGGCGUGUAUUGUGAUGUAUGAUGCUACUGGUGUAAGAUUGCAAGCAGGACGCCAAGCAGAGGUUCGAUGCCUUGUGCUGUUAGUUUUGAACCAAAUUGUGUAUGAACUUCCUGCUGAACAUCCUCUGGCUGAAAGCAGACCACUUCGUGAACUUCUUGGGCAUACCCCCCCUCAGGUCAUUGCUGGAGGGUUACUUGGACUUAUAACAGCAGUUAUUGGCUAUCUAAUAACCAUAGCUAGUAGUUGAAAUUGAGAACUCCAUUGCUGACAUCCCUAAAGGACCGUUGUAUAGAAAAUCCAGUCUCUACUCUUGAGCCUUGUUCCCCGAGAAAAAGCCUGGCAUGUGCCCCCUCCUUCGGAUCCCCUGUAUUACUUGGCCUCCUUUUCAUGUCAGCAUUGGCAGUGAAAAAUUGAAUUGUAUUUAUUAUACUUUGAUAGAAUGGAAGUAUCUCUUAUGGGAUCAUGUAUUAGCAAGAGUUCUU
Molecule: messenger RNA, 962 nt
Organism: Abrus precatorius (Indian licorice)
Lineage: Eukaryota; Viridiplantae; Streptophyta; Magnoliopsida; Fabales; Fabaceae
Exons: 5
Coding region: 224-727 (167 amino acids)
Source: RefSeq, a predicted model, not a curated record